Mesocestoides corti is the source of this 1023-nucleotide messenger RNA. Lineage: Eukaryota; Metazoa; Platyhelminthes; Cestoda; Cyclophyllidea; Mesocestoididae. The record is from the annotation of a GenBank genome assembly.
AUGGCGGCGUCGCCUACUCUCAUUUUUCUGUCGCUAUUAUUUGCUCUUGCUAAUGGGAUCCCUGAUCCACAGCAGGAUGGCGGAUCUGCAUCGGCCGGCUCGGACUCCUUCAGUCUACUCGCCGUCAACCCCCUGCUACCCCCUGCCAGACUCCAAGUCUACAGGGGACAGUGGACGCCCCUUUUGCGACGGCACUUGCCGAUUACAAAACGAGUUCUAAGGGGUGGGCGACACGUCUGCAGAAUUGAGAUGGAGGAGUUAGCUCCAAUUUUCUCCGUCGCAGGUCACCUGGAGCCAAAGAAAUUCGACUGCUCCUUCCAGGAUGGGGAUGUUCGCUAUUACCACGAGGGGAACCCUCUUCUUAAUGUGGACACCGUCAGGGUGACAAUUUUCUUCUUCCGCAACAACUACUCCAUCAUCCAGACUGCCGAUAUUCCCGUUGACAUACUUGAUCACCCGAAAUCCAUGGAGAUAUCUGGCAGACAGGACCAGCGUCCAAGGAUACGCGGCUCACUGGAGCUUGACGUAAAAAACAUUAAAGCAGGCAGUCAGGCGAUUAGUCCUUCUGUUGUAAAAAUUGACUACAAACCAGAAGAGGAGGAGUGCUACCUCUCAUUCACGCGUCCAGACCUGCAGCCAGCAGGUCGCCAGCAAAACGAGCAAAGCCGCCUCGAGUUGCAGACGGGGCGUCCCGUCGUGACACCCUGGUGGGAGUCGAACGCGGGCCUGUGGGCGCCGCGCCUCGGCCGGCCCUUGGCAAGCGGACCCGCCGUUGGGGGCGGCCGACGGUACCUGCAUCGGAAGCCCAACAGUCCUGGCAUAGAUUACGUGCCACUCCAGGUGACGAUUUGGAAGAAACUCCCGGACGGUGAUCGGGAAUUCGUGACGAGGGAAGCGAGGUACCUUCGCGUUAACAUCGUCGGAGCUCGCCCACCGGAGCCCCCCGUGAUUCGAAUCUUCCGGCAAGUAAGUUUUUUGGAUGGCGGUGCCAUCACACCUCUAAUACUCUGUUCAGAAUUGUGA